AUGGCAGCAAGAACAGCGAUCAUGUCGGCGAGAAUCGCAGCGAGGGCUGUACCUCGAUCAGCGGCCGUUUCUUCAGCGGCUCAGGCAUCGAGGUCAUUCCGCGCCGCCGCUAUCUUGCGAGAGGCCGCACCCCAGCCAAAAGUUUCCGAGACGCCCUUCUCCGAGCCGGUCGGGAUCAAUCCCGCCGACGCGACCCGCGAUCUGUCCUCCCCGCUCCAUCAAUACGGGCAGUACCUCACCACCUGCCUCCCGAAAUACAUUCAGCAAUUCUCCAUCUACAAGGACGAAUUGACGCUCUACGUCCCUCCUCAGGCGAUCGUCCCGGUGAUUCACUUCCUCAGGGAUCACACCCAGUGCCAGUACAAGUCCAUCAUGGAUAUUACCGCUGUCGACUUCCCCACCCGGCCGAACCGAUUCGAGGUCGUCUACAAUCUUCUUUCCGUGGCGCACCAAUCCCGGAUCCGCGUCAAGACAUACGCCGAUGAAGUCUCGCCCGUCCCCUCUAUUGUCGGCCUCUUCGCCGGUGCCAACUGGUACGAGCGGGAAGUGUGGGACAUGUACGGAGUCUUCUUCUCUGGUCACCCGGAUCUCCGUCGUAUUUUGACCGACUACGGAUUCGAGGGCCACCCUCUGCGGAAAGAUUUCCCGCUCACUGGUUACUCGGAAGUGCGGUAUGACGAGGAGAAGAAGAGGGUGGUGUAUGAGCCAUUGCAGUUGACGCAGGCGUACCGAAACUUCGCCGAUGCCGCUUCACCAUGGGAACAAGUCGGUUCCGGUGACCCGACGCACCAGCCCGGAAACUUCAAGAUCCCUCCUCCACCGCCACCUGCAGAGGAGAAGAAGGACGGCAAGAAGUAG
Dioszegia hungarica is the source of this 858-nucleotide messenger RNA. RefSeq lists its product as uncharacterized. Bases 1 to 858 code for a protein of 285 amino acids. The transcript has 6 exons. NCBI's taxonomy places the organism in Eukaryota, Fungi, Basidiomycota, Tremellomycetes, Tremellales, Bulleribasidiaceae. Gene Ontology annotation, molecular function: NADH dehydrogenase (ubiquinone) activity. The record is from RefSeq and is a predicted model, not a curated record.